Cloeon dipterum is the source of this 2503-nucleotide messenger RNA. RefSeq names its product adhesion G-protein coupled receptor G2-like. Gene Ontology annotation, cellular component: plasma membrane. The record is from RefSeq and is a predicted model, not a curated record. Gene Ontology annotation, molecular function: G protein-coupled receptor activity. The transcript is spliced from 3 exons. NCBI's taxonomy places the organism in Eukaryota, Metazoa, Arthropoda, Insecta, Ephemeroptera, Baetidae. Gene Ontology annotation, biological process: cell surface receptor signaling pathway; adenylate cyclase-activating G protein-coupled receptor signaling pathway. The coding region runs from base 22 to 2343 and encodes 773 amino acids.
UAUACUUCAACACUCAGCACAAUGUAUUUCUGGUGUGUUUUUGCUGCAUAUUUCGUCAUGGUGAAAGGAGUGCAAGUGAACUUGGAACCAUUGAACGGUACAAUAAUUGUUCUUCACGUUUAUGGCAAAGGGGUCCUGAGGCCUAACAUCACUUGCAAGUUUUCUGAAUAUGAAAACAAAAGAGACACAAAAGAUUUCACAUCAAUGGAUUGCAAUAUGAAGCAGAAAUGUUUUGUUCAAUUGCUAUAUGAUCAGCCUGUAGGGUGGAUUUUAUGUGACGUGCACUAUCCAGAUAGUAAAAACGUUUCGGAAAUUCUCAAAGCAAUGGAUCGUCUAUAUUAUGUUGCCAAAUUCUCACCUUUAUUUGAUUUUGCGAAAUUUCAUUCAGAACAUUUUACUGCAAAGCAAGUCGCAAAUGAUAUGAAUAUUGUUCAUUUCACAUCCAAGUUUUUAAAGGAAAAAUCAAAAAUCACUGUGUCUGAGUAUAAAAAGUAUUUAAAUUAUCUCAAGCAGGACCUCGGCCGAAUGGAAAACUUUAACAAGAAAAGCAUUGCUUGGAUAAGAAAUGUAAAAUUUUGUCAAGUUGCUGAUAAUGUUCCACUUCAAUGGAAUGAGACACAUCAGAACGGUUACAAAAUAGCUAAAUGUGUUGGUUAUUAUUUCACUGGUUAUUUUAUUGAGACUUUAUAUGGCGUUCAGAACUAUUCACAAACUAUCACAAAUAUAACGGAUCCAGAAACGUUGACCAAGGAAAUCAAGAACAUUGAUUAUUUGACUACUGACGUCGACGUGAAGAAAUGGACGCCAUCGGAGAGGAAAGAACUCUUGGACAAUUUGGAUUUGACAAUCGCCAAUUUAGACAUAAAAAACAGUACCUAUGAAGUUGUGGCCAAGAAUAUUGCAAUAGGGAUAGUAAAUAUAGCUGAGAGCAAAGCACUUGGAUUAUUCCUUGAGAGAGGGUCACAAAACCAAGGAUUGUCUCUUAUCCAGAAUGAAACAUCUGAAGCGAAUAUUUUCACUCCAAAAUUAAGCCUUGGAUUAAAACUACCUGGAGAGUUACUAGAAGAUCAGUCACUCAAGCUGAAUGCUAUUUUGAUAGAGGACUCGCAAGUGCUGUUUCAACCCAACUUUAUAUCAAGCGUCAUUAGUGUCACCGUUGGAAAUUCGACGCAAAAGAUAAUCGAUGUGAAAAACUUAUCACAGCCGAUCAUUCUGUGGUUCAAUAGAAGCAAAAACUUUCCAGAACCUGGGCAAUGUGUUUAUUGGGAUUACGAGGCAAACGAAGGAAACGGAAACUGGUCUAAUGAGGGGUGUCACCACAACAUAUCCUACACUGUCAGCGAUGGAUUCAUAGAUGAGUGUAUUUGCUACCACCUAACGCACUUUGGCAGCCUGCUUUUGAUGGGCCAUGAAGAUGUCAAUUCAGAAUCGAAACCGUUCGAAGUACUCAGCAUCGUUGGCUGCAGCAUCUCUUUGCUGGGACUAAGCGGCGUUUUUGUCACUGCUGCCGGCUCUCCACAGUGGCGGAAGGGUGCAGGUCAAAAGAUUCUGCUGCAAAUGGCCAUCAGUUUGGCCUUUUUGAUGGUCAUGUUCCUCUUAUCCUUGGCUGCUGAUGUCCAAAAAGAAAACAGAGUCGGUUGCAUCUUCAUGGGUUUUUUCUUGCACUACGCGAUUCUGGUGAAUUUCUUCUGGAUGCUGGUGGCCGGCUAUCUGCAGUACAAGCGCUUGGUUCAGGUUAUUGCCCACCGCGUGCCGAAACUUUUUUCAAAGUCUUCGAUGGUCGCGUGGGGCUGCCCCUUGGUGCCUGGCCUACUGAUCGUCAUUUCCACCCAUUGGGAUGAGUAUCACGGCCCGCCACUCUGUCUGCCUCAAGAUGUCACUUUCUUCGUCACGAUUCUCGCUCCUGUAGUCACCAUAAUGUUGGUUAACUUGGUUAUCUUUUGUCUUAUCUUGAAAAACAUAUUCAUGGGCACAAACGACAGUCCACGGAAGCAUGAGAGCAGCACAACCAAAAAUAUACAAGUGUGCAAACUUUUGUUCUUCCUAUUCGUCUUGUUAGGUCUGAGUUGGAUUUUCGCCCUAUGUCAGUAUAUAGAAGCGCUGCAGGAAGUUUUUACUGUACUUUUUAAUUUGACAGUUACAUUCCAAGGAGUGACUUACUUUAUAUACAUGGUUGCCUUAAACAAAAAAGCAAGAGCAUUCUGGCUGGCCACGUUUAAAAACAACCGCGACCUUUUGGCAUCAGUCUCGUUUAUUAACUCUAAUAAUUCAGAACAAACUGUUUCUGUUGCUAGCAGCAAACUGCGAAUCACCAUACAGAGUGAUGACAGUGAGCAAAAAUAAAUGAAAUUGUAUUAUUCAUGAAAGCGACUCUGUACAUAAAUUAGGUUUUUUAAAAAUAUUACUUUUAAGUUAUAAUUUAACAUUGUACUUACUUAUUAACAAUAGUGGUUGUGAACAGCCACAAUCUUUUGAAGCUAAUGGUUUCCGUUUUCCUCUUGCU